Dicentrarchus labrax (European seabass) is the source of this 3885-nucleotide messenger RNA. RefSeq names its product protein phosphatase 1, regulatory (inhibitor) subunit 14Bb (gene ppp1r14bb). The transcript has 4 exons. Gene Ontology annotation, cellular component: cytoplasm. The record is from RefSeq and is a predicted model, not a curated record. Gene Ontology annotation, biological process: regulation of phosphorylation; innate immune response. Gene Ontology annotation, molecular function: protein serine/threonine phosphatase inhibitor activity. The coding region runs from base 444 to 830 and encodes 128 amino acids. Lineage: Eukaryota; Metazoa; Chordata; Actinopteri; Moronidae.
AGAGAGGGGGGGAGAGAGAGAGAGAGAGAGAGAGAGAGAGAGAGACGUGUGAUUUCUCUUUGUACUGAACUGAAUGAAGAGUUAAGGCCGGCUCUGCUACUGCUGUCCUCUCUUUUUUUUAUAUACAAGCAGAGUUUGCAUGCUGUAAAUAGCCCAAUAAGCCGGUUACACUUUACGUUUCACCGUACCCGUCGGUCCUUUUUGUUGUGUGGAAGCGACCGGGCCACUGCCAAUGUCCCUUUGAGCGAUUUUGGACAACAAAAGCAUCAGGUCCAACGUUGUUUCUUCUUCGGGGGAUUUCAAGUCACACAUUUUUCAACCGGGAUUUUUCAGCGCGGAAAAAGCGAACAGACGCACGGAGACCGCUUCGCCUCCUUUCCGUCGCCCCUUUCACACUUCUACACCUCCGGGGGGCGAAUUUUUUCUCCCCAAACCGAGCGACCAUGGCUGCUGUAACGAGCCCGGAGACGAGCCCUCAACCCCGGGUAUAUUUCCAGACGCCGGCCGGCACCACGGAGGAACCGGAGACACCCGUUCGGAAGCAGGGACGCGUAACCGUCAAAUACGACCGUAAGGAGCUGCGGAAGAGACUGAACCUGGAGGAGUGGAUUAUCGACCAGCUAACGGACCUCUACGACUGUGAGGAGGAGGCCAUCCCAGAGCUGGAGAUAGAUGUGGAUGAGCUGCUGGAUAUGCCCAGUGAUGUUGAACGGGCAGCCAGGGUCAAGGACUUACUGGUUGACUGUUUUAAACCUACUGAGGUCUUCGUCUCAGAGCUGCUCGACAAGAUCCGAGGGAUGCAGAAGCUCUCCACGCCUCAGAAGAAAUGAUGGCGUACCUCCUUCUCCCUCUCUUCCUCCUCCUCCUCCUCCCCUCCACCUCAGCCCUCACCUCUUGUCUUCCUACCGCGCUUUCCAACCUUUUAUUUUGAUGUCAGUUCUCUUCCGUUGAAGAUCUUCAAUGAAAUACUUGUUUUCUCUUGUGUUUAGGCCCCUUUUUUUGUCUCUUCUUCUCUAACUGCCUGGAUCUAGCCCCAUAAAUUGUGUUUAUUGUUCUUUUUUUGUGACUUUGCCUUGUUGUUUGUCUGACUUCCUUCUUAAAUACGAUCAUCAAAGAAGGAAAGGUGAGGUAAAGAAAGCACAAUAACCAGGCCAAAACAACAACCGCAAGCGAUUCAUUGGUCUCAAUCUAGGUGCUCUUUUUCACUCCUGCUCCUCCUUCGCCCUUUGUUUGGCUUUACUCCUCUUCCUCAUCCAGCUCUGCUCCCUUCCACAACCCUCCAUCUGUCUGAGGAGGAAGAGGAGAGGAGCUGAGAUGAGACGAGCCCCCAUAAUUACUGAGAGCGGAGCGGCCGAGAGUGGGAAGAGGAACAAGAGAGAGAGUCCGCGACGGCCAAGAAAAGAGUGGAAGGAGGAGGCAGCCAAUCAGCUUGAAGCGGGGCCUAAUCAUUGCUUAUGUCUCUACCAAUGAGAUUCCUUAUUCUGUUACUUGCAAGGGGUAUAAACUUGUAAAUGAUCCAGCUACCGACCACUUUCGGUAUUUUCUAGUUCAGUUUGAGGGCAUGGGGAUAUUCACUUGACUUUAGUUUUUUAAUUUCAAACUUUUUUCAGGGGGUCCGUACAGUCUUUUUAGAUCAUCCCCCCGUAAUCAGAGGCAUUUGCUACAGUGGUGCAUUUAAAGUCUUUUUUUUGUGUGUGUAUAUCUGUUUGAAAAAUCUGCACUAUGUAAUUUUGGGAAGAAAAUCUGAACCUCUGACCACAAACAAAAAUGUACUGUGUAUCUUUAGUCCAACAAAGAGGAACAUUUGAUCCCUGGAAAUAGUGGAACUUUAAAAAAAAAAAGUCACUGGUUGGCUGUGGUGGUCAUAUGGUCCAACUAAGUUUAGAAUAAAAAUCUUCCCUUGAGGCUAGAGUAGAAGUAGGCUUUCUUAGGUUGGGUGUGCAGGAAUAGAAAUUCUUGAAAAAAAAAAAAAGAGAGCAACGUAUGUUUUUCUUUCCUCAAAUGCGUGGUGCAGUCGUAAGAGAGGCUCUUUAGAAGCCACUGCUGUCCAGCCUGCACAUAUGUGUGUUGCUAAAUGCUACGUGUGUAUGUUGCUACAUAAUGUACAGCAACAUUCAUAAUAGGAGUGUUUUUCUGGCCUGUAUAUUCUGCUGUUCUGUACAACAAAUUAGAUUUUUUAGUAUAGGACUGGUUCCUGUUUUUUUUUUUUUUUUAUCUGGAUGCAUUUUGACACACACACACACACACACACACACACACACACACACAUGCACACACGCACGCACGCACACUUGACAGUCCAACAGGGGGACCCAGAACACAGCUGCCUUGUUUUUUUUUUUUUGUUUAGUUUUUCAUCAUCCCCCCCUCUCUCCCUGUCCUCUUUCUCGCCGUCUCUCCUUUUUUAUCUUAGAAAGGAUUUAGUUCACCACCGUCAGUUCAGAGCUGUCACACGUACAUGGAAACUCUGAAAAGGUCCAUGUUGGUGUAGAGACUUUGGGCUGUCCUCUGCCUGUCAGUAGACCCACCAACGAGACGUCUGAAUGGGAGGGACGGAGGGAGGGAAGCCACUGUCUAAAUGCAUUCACCCCUUUUUUUCUCUUUCUUUCUUUCUUUCAAUCACACACACAGGCCACCCUUGGGGCGGAGGAAACGGAAAUACAUUAGCAAACACAGCUGCCUCUUAUACAGAUGUAGACACACAUACACCAAGCGUUGAGAGAGGGAGACAGGUCCAUAGCUGUGUUUCUCCGCUGCAGCUGCCAAUCAUCUCCAAGAAUAAGCCAUCUGUUUCUGAUCCUGAGCCAAUCAGAUUGGAGACCGAAGCCCAUCGGCCAAUUGGAGAAGCGGUAACAUUGUGCUGUGAUUCAUGUGGCCAAUUGCUAACACCUGCGGUGACAGCAGACCUCCACUGUCUGUCUCUUUCUCUCUCAGCGCCAACACACACACACACACACACACACACACACACACACAUACACAUAUUGGCCCCUUUUCAUCUUGCUGCUCUGUCAUUUCUCCCUGGCAUCCCCUCCUUCCUCCUCCUCCCACCCCUUUUCAUCCUUCUGUCCACCCUACCUCCAUCCUCUCUUCAAUUUCCUUUCCUUUUUUAAAAAAAAAAACAGAUGUUGCCUUAGGUAUUAUUUAUGUUACACAAACCAAAUAAACGGGAGACAUUCAUUUUUAAAGAGGUAACACAAACUGCUAAAAACGUGUGUUAUUGAGCAGAACUGCGGCAUGUGGAGAAUCUCGGAUCUUCUGUCGCUCCUCUUUUUCUUUUGGAAAACAAAAUGAGAUUCUGUUGUUUUUUUAGAAGUGAGUGUUUAAUACUUAGGCCUUGAUACAGUGAUUUUGUUUAGAUAAACAAUGUUCUUUACAUUUACCAUUUGAAUACUUGGUCUGUUUUUAUUGUGAUCAUGACACUUCUUGAUGCCAGGCCUUGGAUUAACAUGUAGUUGAACAAAAAUCCAUUCAGAUACAUUUUGGUGCGAUUGCUUUUGCCUUCCCUGUGUGGUUUCCAAAUCAAGCACGGUCUGCAUUCAUUUGGAGACGUUCUGAUCAGUCGGAUUGUACCAGGCAAGCUCAAUUAGUAGCUGAAUUUGAAUGGAUCUUCAUUUCUAAAUCCAGGUUUGGAUUAUACCUUCUUAGACUGUUAUUGAGAAGUCUGUUUUUUUUACUGUUGGGGAAAAUUGCAAAAAAAUAUAUAUACUGAUUAUUAUCAUUGAGGCUAAAUACAAGAGCUAAACCAUUGGAGGAGUGGAAGUGUUUUUUGGACAAUGAUUAGAUCAAACCAACAAACAAAUGUAGCAAUAUCUACAACAGGUCUUGUUUUUGCCCAAUUUUGUUACACUUUUAUGCAACUUUAAUAAAAACAUGUAAAAUGGA